Suncus etruscus (white-toothed pygmy shrew) is the source of this 1577-nucleotide messenger RNA. RefSeq names its product enolase 1 (gene ENO1). The transcript has 11 exons. The record is from RefSeq and is a predicted model, not a curated record. Bases 41 to 1342 code for a protein of 433 amino acids. NCBI's taxonomy places the organism in Eukaryota, Metazoa, Chordata, Mammalia, Eulipotyphla, Soricidae. Gene Ontology annotation, cellular component: phosphopyruvate hydratase complex. Gene Ontology annotation, molecular function: phosphopyruvate hydratase activity; magnesium ion binding. Gene Ontology annotation, biological process: glycolytic process.
CCUUGGUUCAUGAAAACCGCUUUCCCCACAGACCCUCACCAUGUCUAUCCUCAAGAUCCACGCCAGGGAGAUCUUCGACUCCCGCGGGAAUCCCACUGUGGAGGUGGAUCUCCACACCGCCAAAGGUCUUUUCAGAGCUGCUGUGCCCAGUGGGGCCUCAACUGGCAUCUAUGAGGCCCUGGAGCUGAGGGACAAUGACAAGACGCGCUAUUUGGGAAAAGGUGUCUCAAAGGCCGUUGAGCACAUCAAUAAAACUAUUGCACCUGCCCUGGUUAGCAAGAAGGUGAAUGUCGUGGAGCAGGAGAAGAUCGACAAGCUGAUGAUCGAGAUGGAUGGGACAGAAAACAAAUCUAAGUUUGGGGCGAACGCCAUUCUGGGUGUAUCCCUGGCCGUCUGCAAGGCCGGGGCAGUGGAGAAGGGGGUGCCCCUUUACCGCCACAUCGCUGACCUGGCUGGCAACCCCGAGGUCAUCCUUCCUGUGCCGGCUUUCAACGUCAUCAACGGUGGCUCCCACGCGGGCAACAAGCUGGCCAUGCAGGAGUUCAUGAUCCUCCCAGUGGGCGCCACCAGCUUCAAGGAGGCCAUGCGCAUCGGCGCCGAGGUCUACCACAACCUCAAGAACGUCAUCAAGGCCAAGUACGGCAAGGACGCAACCAAUGUGGGCGACGAGGGUGGCUUCGCCCCCAACAUCCUGGAGAACAAGGAAGCCCUGGAGCUGCUGAAGGAAGCCAUCGGGAAAGCCGGCUACACCGAUCAGGUGGUCAUCGGCAUGGACGUGGCCGCCUCCGAGUUCUACCGCGACGGCAAGUACGACCUGGACUUCAAGUCGCCCGACAACCCGAGCCGAUACAUCACCCCCAGCCAGCUGGGCGACCUGUACAAGUCAUUCAUUCAGCAGUACCCGGUGGUGUCUAUCGAAGAUCCUUUUGACCAGGAUGACUGGAAUGCCUGGAGCAGCUUCACUGCCAGCGCGGGCAUCCAGGUGGUGGGCGAUGACCUCACGGUCACCAACCCCAAGCGGAUUGCCAAGGCCGUGGACCAGAAGUCGUGCAACUGCCUGCUGCUGAAGGUCAACCAGAUCGGCUCGGUCACUGAGUCCCUGCAGGCCUGCAAGCUGGCCCAGUCCAACGGCUGGGGCGUCAUGGUGUCUCAUCGCUCUGGGGAGACGGAAGACACCUUCAUCGCUGACCUAGUGGUGGGGCUCUGCACUGGGCAGAUCAAGACUGGUGCCCCCUGCCGCUCCGAGCGCUUGGCCAAGUACAACCAGCUCCUCAGGAUUGAAGAGGAACUGGGCAGCAAGGCCAAGUUUGCCGGCAAGAAGUUCCGAAACCCCCUUAAAUAAGUCCAUGGGGCCCAGCCAGCUGCUGAGCCCCCACCCGGCCGCCUACUCCAGGCUCUGCCUCUCCCGCCCGCCGCUUCCUAGAACUGCAGCUGAGGCCGUGCUUGCCCGCCCGAGCCUAGCUCUGACCACGUGAUGCAUCGUCGUUGUCAUUGUCCCCAUCUUGAGCUGUGUCCAUGCUGUCCUCGGAAGGGUCCAGCAGAGUAAAUAAAACAGGCAGAGUCCUGGAAGGAAACUG